Drosophila grimshawi is the source of this 11684-nucleotide messenger RNA. It is a transcript of the gene ds, whose product is annotated as protein dachsous. Lineage: Eukaryota; Metazoa; Arthropoda; Insecta; Diptera; Drosophilidae. The record is from RefSeq and is a predicted model, not a curated record. The transcript is spliced from 11 exons. Gene Ontology annotation, molecular function: calcium ion binding. Gene Ontology annotation, cellular component: plasma membrane. Bases 241 to 11178 code for a protein of 3645 amino acids. Gene Ontology annotation, biological process: homophilic cell-cell adhesion.
GGUGGCAGUGGCAGGCAGCAAGUUUUGUUGUUUGCGCCUUUGGUGAAAAAUAUUGACAGCAUUUAGCCACAAAAUCUGAAAAUGGCGUCUACAGCUGGAUGUAGCGUAGGGCAUUCGCAGUCGACGAUACACGAAUAACGACAUGUUGGGUUUUUAGCACGCAAUACCAACAAAUAACGAGGAGGGAGAACCCAAAAAAGAGAUACACAAAUAACAACAAUAAUUUAAAAGCCCAACGCGAUGCAUUCGAGAACAACAACUUCCAGUUCGAGUUCGCUUUUGAGUUUGAGUUCUGUGAACAACAACAGCAACAGCAACCAUAAUAGCAACAAGGACCGCAGUGAAACAAGCAGGCGGCAAGUAACGCCCCGGACGCCCCAAAAAGAUUACACAAUGUUUCACAGAUGCCGGAGACGCUCCAGACGCUCCAACAACAGCUCAAGGUCAACAUUACCCGCCAACGCCAAUUCCAAUUUCAAUUCGCAGUCCAAUUUAAACAGCUGCCGCUCCUCGCAGCUGCCCUGGCUGCUAGUCCUCCUAGUCUCCUGCAGUCUGAUCAGUCUGGCAGCGGCGGGCGCGGCAGCGGACAAGGAGCGGGAGCGACGUCUCGAGGUUUUCGAGGGUGUGCCCAUUGAUCAUCAGAUUGGGUAUAUCGGUGAUUUCGAUAGCAUUGACAGUGGACCGCCCUACAUUAUAGUCGCCGAGGCGGGCGUUGAAACCGAUCUGGCCAUUGAUCGCACAACGGGUGAGAUACGCACCAAGGUCCGUUUGGAUAGGGAGACGCGUGCAUCCUACAGUCUGGUGGCAAUACCUCUCAGUGGCUUGAAUGUCCGUGUGGUGGUCACGGUGCGCGAUGAGAAUGAUAAUGCGCCGACAUUUCCACAGCCAGCGAUGCAUAUUGAGUUCCCGGAGAAUACGCCGCGUGAGGUGAAGCGUACUCUGUUGCCGGCUCGAGAUCUCGACCUGGAGCCGUAUAAUACACAGCGCUACAAUAUUGUCUCGGGCAAUGUGAACGAUGCCUUCCGGCUCUCCUCGCAUCGGGAACGCGAUGGAGUGCUCUAUCUCGAUCUGCAGAUUAGUGGAUUUCUCGAUCGAGAGACAACGCCGGCCUACAGUUUGCUCAUAGAGGCACUCGAUGGGGGUACUCCUCCCCUGCGUGGACUGAUGACUGUCAACAUAACCAUACAGGAUGUGAAUGACAAUCAGCCCAUAUUCAAUCAGAGUCGCUAUUUUGCCACAGUGCCAGAGAAUGCCACAGUAGGCAGCAGCGUGUUGCAAGUCUACGCAUCGGAUACGGAUGCCGAUGAGAAUGGCCUUGUGGAAUAUGCGAUUAAUCGCAGGCAGAGCGAUAAGGAGCAAAUGUUUCGCAUCGAUGCGCGCACAGGAGCUGUUUACAUUAAUAAACCGUUAGACUUUGAGACCAAGGAAUUGCACGAGCUUGUUGUUGUGGCCAAGGAUCAUGGUGAGCAGCCGCUGGAGACGACUGCCUUUGUUUCCAUACGCGUGACGGACGUGAAUGAUAAUCAGCCGACGAUUAAUGUGAUAUUCUUGAGUGAGGACGCCUCGCCCAAGAUUUCGGAAUCAGCGCAACCGGGUGAAUUUGUUGCACGCAUUUCUGUGCACGAUCCAGACUCGAAGACAGAAUAUGCCAAUGUCAAUGUCUCUCUGAAUGGUGGCGAUGGACAUUUUGCGCUAACCACCCGCGAUAACAGCAUCUAUUUGGUUAUAGUUAAUCUGCCAUUGGAUCGGGAAGCUACCUCCAAUUAUACUCUAAGCGUAAUUGCCACGGAUAAGGGCACACCACCACUGCAUGCAUCCAAGUCGAUCUUUCUACGAGUCACCGACGUCAAUGACAAUGCACCGGAGUUUGAGCUGGAUGUCUAUCAUGCGAAUGUCAUGGAGGUGGCCGAUCCGGGCACCUCGGUGCUCCAGGUGCAGGCUCGCGAUCGCGACGAGGGCAACAAUGCUGCGCUGAGCUAUGCACUAGCUGAUACGCCCGAUACGCAUGCACAGUGGUUCCAAAUUGAUACACAGACUGGCCUGAUAACGACACGGUCGCACAUCGAUUGCGAAACGGAACCGGUGCCGCAGUUAACUGUUAUUGCCAGGGAUGGCGGACAACCACCGCUUAGUUCGACGGCUACCGUUCUGGUCACCAUACACGAUGUCAACGAUAAUGAACCGAUAUUCGAUCAGAGCUUCUACAAUGUCUCCGUUGCGGAGAACGAGCCGGUGGGCAGGUGUAUACUUAAGGUAUCCGCCAGUGAUCCGGAUUGUGGUGUCAACGCCAUGGUCAACUAUACGCUUGGCGAGGGCUUCAAACAUCUGACGGAGUUCGAGGUGCGUUCCGCAUCCGGAGAGAUUUGUAUUGCCGGCGAGCUGGACUAUGAGCGGCGCAACAGCUACGAGUUUCCGGUGCUGGCCACCGAUCGGGGUGGAUUGAGCACCACGGCAAUGAUCAAGCUACAGCUGACGGAUGUCAAUGAUAAUCGGCCGGUGUUCUAUCCGCGUGAAUAUAAUGUGUCGCUGCGUGAAUCUGGACCGGCACAGGCUUCGAGCACACCGAUGCCUAUUGUGGCUGUAGUUGCCACUGAUCCCGAUGCGGGCAGCUUUGGUCAAGUCUCGUAUCGCAUUGUGGCCGGCAAUGAGGGGGGCAUCUUCCGCAUCGAUCGUGCCAGUGGGGAGAUCUUUGUCAUCCGGCAAGAUAUGUUAUCCGUGCGCACCCAGCCGAUGCACAUGCUCAAUAUCUCGGCCACAGAUGGCGGCGGUCUGCGCACCAGCACCGAUGCCGUGGUCUUCCUUAGCAUUAUCGAUGCCAUGCAACGUCCACCGAUCUUCGAGAAGGCCCGCUACAACUACUAUGUCAAGGAGGAUGUACCACGCGGCACUGUCGUUGGAUCGGUGAUAGCCACCAGCAGUGACACUGCUCAACGGAGUCCAGUGCGUUACUCGAUCUACUCGGGCGAUCCGGAUGGCUACUUUAGCAUUGAGCCCGCCUCGGGCAACAUACGCAUUGCCCAUCCGCUGGACCAUGAAGCGAAGGCGCAGGUAUUGCUGAAUAUCCAAGCGACCAGCGGGGAGCCGCCCGUUUAUGGCCACACGCAGGUGAACAUCGAGGUGGAGGAUGUGAAUGAUAAUGCGCCCGAAUUCGAGACGAGCAUGGUGCGCAUUUCGGUGCCAGAAAAUGCCGAGCUGGGCACACCACUCUUCGCUGCCCAUGCACACGACAAGGAUUCGGGCAGCAGUGGCCAGGUGACCUAUAGCCUGGCCAAUGGGAAUGCCACCAAGUCGGGCAAGCAGAAGGCGGCACAGGCCUCGUCUCUGUUCGCUAUCGAUGCACGCUCGGGCCACCUUGUGCUAUCACGACAUCUGGACUAUGAGACAGCGCAGCGUCACUCGUUAAUUGUGACGGCCACCGAUGCCGGAUUGCCGCCACUCUCGGCAGAUCUCACCAUACUCGUUGAUGUCCAGGAUGUCAACGACAAUCCGCCCGUCUUCGAGCGCGACGAGUAUGCGGUGAAUGUGUCCGAGUCGCGAUCCAUCAAUGCCCAGAUCAUCCAGGUGAAUGCCAGUGAUCUGGACACAGGGAACAAUGCAAGAAUCACCUACCGCAUUGUGGAUGCUGGAGCGGAUAAUGCCAGCCAGAGCUCGGCGAGCGUUUCAGGUGUGGAUACUGAUCUUGCCCAGCAUUUUGGAAUAUUCCCGAACUCGGGCUGGAUAUAUUUGCGUGCUGCCUUGGAUCGGGAGAGCAGGGAUCGCUAUGAGCUCACGGUUUUAGCUACAGAUAAUGGCACUCCAGCGGCACAUGCUCGAGCACGUGUGCUCGUCCGCGUGCUGGACUCCAAUGAUAAUGAUCCCAAGUUUCUGCGUGAGAGUUAUGCGUUCAAAAUUGAGGAGAAUCUGAGACGCGGCGCGGUUGUGGGCGUUGUGAGUGCCACCGACGCGGAUCUGGGCGAGAAUGCGGCCAUACGUUACAGCUUGUUGCCGGCGAAUUCCAGCUUUCAGGUGCAUCCCGUCACAGGAGAGAUAAGCACACGCGAACCACUAGAUCGGGAGCUGCGUGAACUGUACGAUCUGGUCGUGGAGGCUCGGGAUCAGGGCACACCGACGCGCAGUGCUCGAGCUCCUGUGCGUGUGACUGUGACAGAUGUGAAUGACAAUGCGCCGGAGAUAGCGGAUCCGCAGGAGGAUGUGGUGAGCGUGCGCGAGGAGCAACCACCCGGCACUGAGGUGGUGCGCAUACGUGCCAUUGAUCGCGACCAUGGCCAGAAUGCGUCCAUCAACUAUUCGCUUCUGAAGGGUCGUGACUCCGAUGGGCAUGGUUUGUUUAGCAUCGAUGCCAACACGGGCAUUAUUCGGACGCGCGUCAUGCUCGACCACGAGGAGAGGAGCAUCUAUCGUUUGGCUGUGGCGGCCACCGAUGGCGGCAAUCCGCCCAAGCAGACGCUGCGAAUGCUUCGCGUCGAGGUGCUCGAUCUGAAUGACAAUCGGCCGACGUUCACCAGUUCCAGUCUCGUUUUCAGGGUACGCGAGGAUGCUGUCGUUGGCCAUGUGGUGGGCUCGAUUAGUCCCAAUGAGCGUGCCGAUCUGCCACCAGUUAGCAGUAAUAGUCUGGAUGAGCUGACCGAUCUGCUGAGCGUCACAUAUACUCUCAAUCCUUUGACAAAGGAUCUGAUUGAGGGCGCCUUCGAUAUUGAUAGGAACACAGGCAAUUUGGUUGUAGCCCGCCAGCUGGAUCGUGAGUUGCAGUCGGAGUUUCGCUUGGAGAUACGUGCUCUGGAUACCUCAGCUAGCAAUAAUCCUCAGAGCAGCGCCAUAACGGUUAAAAUCGAGGUUGCUGAUGUGAACGAUAAUGCGCCAACUUGGCCCCACGAUCCCAUUGAGCUCGAGGUGAGCGAAUCCUUGAUGGUUGGCUCUAUCAUCUACAACUUUACGGCCACCGAUGCGGACUCGGGCACCAAUGGAGAACUCCAAUAUCGAUUGCUGCGCUAUACACCCCAACUUAAUGAGACUUUGGAGAAGACAACGCCAAUCUUUGCCAUGGACUCCCUGACAGGGUCCUUAAGUCUGCAAGCACCACUGGACUACGAGUCCUUGAAGGAAUAUCUGUUAAUUGUUCAGGCUCUCGAUCAAUCCUCGAAUGUCACAGAGCGCCUUCAGACAUCAGUGACUGUACGCCUGCGCAUCCUGGAUGCCAAUGAUAAUGCGCCACAGUUUGUGGUGCCCAGCACAAGUGGCGGUGGUGCAGCCACCGUUUAUGUCAGCGAUGCGACGCGCAUUGGUGAAAUGGUCACCCACAUUUUGGCCGUUGAUCGCGAUGCUGGAGAGAAUGGACGCAUCUCCUAUGACAUAGUCAAUGGCAAUGGUGAGGGUCGGUUUCGCAUUAAGCCACAGUCGGGCAUCAUUGAGUUGGCCAAAACGCUGCCACCUGCCUUCGAGCAACUGGACAAAACGGGGCGGUUCACGCUCACCAUACGUGCCAGCGAUCAUGGUGUCCCCAAUCCCAAGCAGACUACGCUCAGCCUUCAACUGAUGGUGCAGGGCAGCCACAGCAAUCCACCUCGAUUUCUGCAGGCUGUUUAUCAUGCAACCAUACUGGAAAAUGUGCCCAGUGGCAGCUUUGUGCUGCAGGUCGCGGCAAAAGCUUUCCAUGGAGCCGACAAUGCAAAUCUGAGCUACGAGAUACCCACUGGUGUCGCCGACGAUCACUUCCACGUGGACUGGCAACGGGGCAUUGUGACGACACGCGGCCAGUUCGAUCGUGAGCUGCAGUCCCGUUACACUCUGCCCGUCUAUGUACGCGAUGCGAAUCGUAUGUCAGCCACGCCCACAUCUGCUGUACGCAAGCAGCGCUCCUCGGAGAGCAACGCGGAGCUAAUGAGUGGACAGCAUUUCGAUGUGGCAACGCUUAUCAUCAGCAUUGGCGAUGUCAACGACAAUGCCCCCGAAUUCCGACCCGGCUCGUGCUACGGUCUCUCAGUGCCCGAAAACAGCGAGACGGCAAUUAUUCACACAGUUGUGGCCAGUGACCUCGACGAGGGUCCAAAUGCGGAGAUCGUCUAUAGUAUAAUCGGCGGCAAUUUAGGCAACAAGUUCAGCAUUGAUGCACGCACUGGAGAGCUCAGUGCCCGUUCCUUGGAUCGGGAGCAACACUCUCGCUACACGCUGCAGCUGCAGGCCUCGGAUCGGGGUCAGCCCAUCACCCAUCAGGGUCAUUGCAACAUCAGUGUGUUCGUCGAGGAUCAGAAUGACAAUGAGCCGCGCUUCGAGCUGGCAAAGUAUAUGGCCAGUGUGGCAGAGAAUGCGGCCAUUGGAAGCAGUGUGCUGCGGAUUAAGGCCAGCGAUGCGGAUCUGGGAGUUAACUCGAGAUUAGUCUACUCCCUGGCCAAUGAGACGCAAUGGCAAUUUGCGAUUGACAGCAAAAGCGGACUCAUUACAACCGUCGGCAAAUUGGAUCGGGAGCUGCAGUCGAGCUAUAGCUUCAUGGUGCUUGCCACCGAUUGUGGACGCUAUGAGGUUCGUUCCGGCAGCGUUGCGGUGCAGAUCAAUGUGCUGGACAUAAACGACAACAAGCCGAUAUUUGAGCGUUACCCCUAUAGCGGUCAAGUGCCGGCACUCAUUCAACCUGGACAAACUCUGCUCAAGGUUCAGGCACACGAUGCCGAUCAGGGCUCAAAUGGAGAGGUACUCUAUGCCCUCAAGGCAGAUAGUCUCCUGGGCUCAGCGGCGAUAAGGAGUAAAUUUCGUAUUAAUCCCAAUACGGGAGCUUUGAGUGCCACACAGAGUUUGGCCAGCGAGACGGGAAAUCUGCUGCAGCUGGAAGUGAUUGCAAGGGAUAAGGGUAAUCCACCGCAGAGUAGCGUGGGUCUAAUUGAGUUGAUGGUGGGUGAAGCGAGUCCCACAGCGCCCCAACUGCAUUUCCAAAAUGAAACGUAUAGAAUGAAGCUGCGCGAGAAUUCUCCAGCGGGCACAAGACUUCUCCAAGUGGGUGCCGUGCGAAGCGAUGGAAGGAGACAGAAACUAAGUUUCUCCUUUGGUGCUGGCAAUGAUGAGGGCAGCUUUAUUCUCGACUCCAGCACAGGUGAGAUACGGGUAGCAAAUCCAGCUCUGCUCGACUACGAUCGCUUUGCCACGCCCACAUUAGAGACGCCAAACCGCGGACGUGCCAUGCACUACGAAGAGAUGCCCGACCAGCAGGAGGAACAACAAGAACAGGUUGAGAAUUCCAACAGCACAAAUCGCAGUCAGCGAGCCUUGACGAGCUCUUCCUUCCCAUUGGCUGCCACACAACCACAUGAAUUGCGUCUUGUGAUGGUGGCACGCACCACAGAGCCACCAUUUUUGUCCAGCUAUGCCGAACUCAUCGUUGAACUUGAGGAUGAGAAUGAUAAUAGUCCACAGUUUUCACAACGCCAAUUUGUUGCCACUGCCUGGGAGGGAAAUAGCAAGGGCACCUUUGUGGCCCAAGUGCAGGCCUUCGAUGCGGAUGAGAAUGCAAAUUCCAGGAUGCGUUAUCACAUUGUUGAUGGCAAUCAUGACAAUGCCUUCGUCAUUGAGCCAGCCUUCAGUGGCAUUGUGCGCACGAAUAUUGUAUUGGAUCGGGAGAUAAGAGAUGUCUACAGCCUGAAGAUCAUUGCCACCGACGAGGGUGUGCCACAAAUGACGGGUACCUCUACGAUACGCGUCCACAUCGUGGAUGUCAAUGACAAUCAGCCAACGUUUCCGCCCAGCAACGUUGUCAGCGUCAGUGAGGCCACCGAACUGGGCGCCGUUAUUGCGUCCGUGUCGGCAAACGAUGUGGACACCUACCCAACGCUUACCUAUCGCUUGGGUCGCGACUCACCUGUUGAGGUGGAGAACCUUGCAGUCUUUGGCCUGGAUCGCUAUAGUGGCAAAUUGGUGCUGAAGCGUCGCUUGGACUACGAACUGCAGCAGGAGUACCAGCUGGAGGUGAUAGCGUCCGAUGCAGCGCAUGAGGCACGCACCACUCUAACGGUGCGCGUGGCGGAUGAGAAUGACAAUACACCGGAGUUCGUGGCACAGAAACCACCCGCUUACUUUGCACUACUGCCGGCGAUUUCAGAGCUGGUUGACAGUUCCUCCAUGGAUAUGGAGCUGUUAACAGUAAAUGCCACAGAUGCUGAUGCCGAGGGUCGCAAUUCACGGAUAAGCUACCACAUUGAACCGUCCGCCAGUGGAUUUAGUGUACAUGCCACAUCGGGUGUGGUGUCCGUCAAUAUGAGCCAGCUGCCCGCUGCAGUCUCCAGCAGUGGAGAUUACUUUGUCAACAUUGUGGCCAGGGAUGCGGGAAAACCGCAACGCACAGGCAGAACCCUGUUGCGCGUUCAACCCGGAGACAGUGCCACCGGACGUACACAAUUCCUGCAAACGCAGUACCGUGCACAAAUCAGCGAAGCAGCACCGCUCGGCUCGGUGGUGCUGCAGCUGGGUCAGGAUGUCAAGGAUCAGGCAUUUAGCAUAGCCAAUGGCAAUGAGGAGGGCGCCUUCGAGCUGCUGCCCACCACAAAAGCUAUAGUGCUGGUAAAACAACUCGAUCGCGAGCGCAACGAUCUCUAUAAAUUGCAAUUGCAGUUGACUCAAGGAAAUGUUCCAGGUGGAACUAUUUACAAUUCCAACUCCAAUUCAACGGCUGGGAUUACGGUGUUCGUUAGUGUGUUGGACGCAAAUGAUAAUGCCCCCGUGUUUGACGCCAAUGCAAAGUAUGAGGCAGAGAUAAGUGAACUAGCGCCACUCCGCUAUUCCAUAGCUCAAUUGAUUGCUGUGGAUGCCGACCAGGAGAACACGCCCAACUCUGAGGUGGUCUAUGACAUUAGCUCGGGCAAUGAUGAGCACAUGUUUACCAUCGAUUUGGUUAGCGGUGUCCUCUUUGUGAAUAAUCGUCUCGAUUACGAUAGUGGUGCAACGAGCUAUGAGCUAAUUAUACGCGCCUGUGAUAGUCAUCAGCCACGCUCACUCUGCAGCUUGCAGCCGUUUCAACUCUCACUGCACGAUGAGAACGAUAAUGCACCACAGUUUCCACUGGGGGAAUAUGUGCACUUUCUGGGCGAGAAUGAGCCCGCGGGUAGUUCCAUAUUUCGUGCUCAUGCCACUGAUCUGGAUCGAGGUGCUUUCGGGCAGUUGAACUAUAGUUUGGUGGCAGCGGAAGACGAUGAUUCGUCGUGGCGUCUGUUUCGUGUUGAUGCAACCAGUGGCAUUGUUAGCUCCGCGGCUGUCUUCGACUAUGAGCAACGGCAACGUUAUAAUCUCCAGUUGAGAGCCAGUGAUAUGGGCGGAAGGAGUGCUCGGGUGGCUCUGCGUGUGGAGAUUGAAUCGAGGGAUGAAUUUACACCACAAUUCACGGAGCGCACCUAUCGCUUUGUGCUGCCGGCAACGACGGCACUUCCACUGGGCUUCAUUGUGGGUCAGGUGCGAGCCACCGAUGCGGAUAGCGGUGCAGAUGGUCGGGUGGUUUAUCAGUUGAGCGCACCGCACAGUCACUUCAAGGUCAAUCGCAGCAGUGGUGCAGUUCUAAUCAAAAGAAAACUCGAUGACAGUCUCAUUGAUAACGAUAACGGACGUGAUAUCAGCCUGGUAAUCUCUGCCUCAUCGGGACGACACAAUUCCUUGACCAAUAUGAGUGUGGUUGAGAUUGCCUUGGAUGCCCUCGCACAUCCCAACACAAAUCUAGCCUCCAUUGGCGGUGAUGCAGCGGGUGGUGCGAAUGGCUCCUCUUCGGGUGGCCCCAGUGAUUGGAUUGUGGGUGUGCUGGUCACAGUGCUGCUAAUCCUCUGCGCCGCCGCGGGAAUCUUCCUGUUCAUCCACAUGCGCAGCAGAAAACCACAAAGAAAUGCAGUUAAGCCACAUCUCAGCAGCGAGCAGGUUGGUGUUGGCAAUUCCAAUAGCUAUGUGGAUCCAAGUGCCUUCGAUACAAUGCCCAUACGUGGUGCAGCGAGUGGUGGUGCAACUGGUGCUGUUGCUUCGGGUCAGUUUGCACCACCCAAAUAUGAUGAGAUACCGCCAUUUGGACCACAUGCGGGCAGCUCGGGUGCAGCGACGACCUCAGAGUUAUCCGGUUCGGAGCAGUCGGGUUCGAGCGGACGCGGCUCUGCCGAAGAUGAUGGCGAGGAUGAGGAGAUUCGGAUGAUCAACGAGGGACCGAUGAGUCAUCGCACCGGAGCUGGUGCUGGUAGCGAUGAUGGUCGCAUCUCAGAUAUAUCUGUGCAGAAUACGCAAGAGUAUCUGGCACGUCUGGGCAUUGUGGAUCAUGAUCCCAGUGGAGGCGGUGCAGGCGGUGGUGCGAGCAGCAUGGCUGGCUCCAGUCAUCCAAUGCCUAUUCCCAUGACAAUGCCAAUGGCGAUGCCAAUGCCAAUGUCCACGUUGCACAUGUUCGAUGAGGAUGCAACAGCCCGAUCGGAUAUCACGAAUCUCAUCUAUGCAAAGCUGAACGAUGUUGCCGGUGGUGCUGGUUCCGAGCGUGGCAGCAGUGCAGAUGAUGCAGCCACUACAGCGGGCAGCAUUGGUACAGUGGGUCAUGGUCAUGGACAUGGUGUGAUGGCCAGUUAUGGUGAGGUCCCAGUUCCCGUGCCCGUUGUCGUUGGCGGCAGCAAUGUGGGUGGUUCACUCAGUUCCAUUGUGCACAGCGAGGAGGAGCUGACGGGCAGUUACAAUUGGGACUAUCUGCUGGAUUGGGGACCACAAUAUCAGCCGCUGGCUCAUGUCUUCUCCGAGAUUGCAAGACUGAAAGAUGAUACCAUGUCGGAGCAUAGUGGGCACAGUGGCAGUGUCAAAAGUAAACAGUCCAUGGGUCACUCCUCGCACUCCUCGACGGGUGCGGGCAGCGUAGUGCUCAAGGCAGCACCAGCACCCGCCACACACAUUCCCCCGCCGCUGCUGACAAAUGUGGCGCCACGAGCGAUUAAUCUGCCGGGUGGUUUGCGCUUGCCACCACAUCUCAGUAUGACAGGCUUGCCACGCUCACCCAUUGGCCAUGAAGCGAGCGGUGGCUUCAGCACCUCUUCAGCCAUGUCGCCAUCCUUUUCACCUUCACUCUCUCCGCUGGCAACGCGAUCGCCUUCCAUUUCACCCCUGGGCGGUCCGGCAACCCACAUGUCGCAUGUCUCCCUGCCCCGCCACGCCCCCCAGCCCACGCAACGAGCGAAUGUGGGCACACGCAUGUGAAGUGUGUGCUAUAAUCUGUAAGCCCCAAUUCGUGUGAUCACCAAUUUAGCGUUAAAUCAAAAUAAUAAUAAUACAUACUUAGAUCUAGUUAGUGGCAGAGACUUGAAUUCGAAUGGAGCGCAGCGUACAUGCAUAAUAGUAUUACUUGCACCACCCUACCCACCACAAAAAAAAACCACCCUUGCACACACACAAGCAAUCAUUUAUAAUCAUUACAAUACAUAAGCCCACAAAAGUCUCAGCAACACAUUUUACAACUAUAUUUGCAAUCUUAUUUAUUAUUUUUUUAACUUUCCAUUUGCUUUCUAAAAUGUAUAUAAAUAUAAGAACCCUUUUGAUUCAACUUUUCCCAUGAAUGCCUAAAAUCAUGCAAUAAAAUGCACUUCUACAUAAGUCAAAUAUUCCUUUGUCCGCUACAAAUGCCAUCAUUAAGUGCUUGCUGGGAUCUCAUUAAGCAUAUCAACAUACCAACGCACACAUAUACACACACAUACAGACACACUUCA